UCCCUUUUCAGUCCGUGUCGGAGAUUAAUGAUACUCAACUUUCAUUUUAUGCAUCUCUUGCAGCUGCAGAUAUUGAGAGGUUGUUGUGACGUAAUACAGAGCAACAAUGUCAACACUCACACAAAGACACAAAAAUCAAAUUUCCCAAUGGAUUGGUUCACCGAAAAGACAAAAGUUCACGUUGCUGUACAAGAUAAGCCGUGACGGGUGUAACGCAAAGACCUUUCAUAGUUAUUGUGACAACAAGGGACCGACUGUUACCGUCCUGUAUAACACUGACUACUCGGUGUACGGGGGAUACGCAUCUGUUAGCUGGAACUCCAAGGGUACCUAUAGCACUGAUCCAAAAGCAUUUCUGUUUAAACUGGAGUACAAUGGGUCUGAAGAACCAGUGAUGUUUCCAAACAUAACCAAUGGAACGAAUGCAAUCUUUGGAAGUUCUUCCUAUGGACCAACAUUUGGAAAUGGAAAUGACCUAUGUUGUUUCACAGAGACUGUGAGUAAAUCGGGAUCAACCUUUCCUUUAAAUGGUAACACCAGCGGACUUGGAAAUAAUUACAGUUUAAAGGGAGAGAACUACAAUUCUGUUAUGAAUGGACAUUUACAGGUGAUGGACUUGGAGGUCUACAGCGUAGAAGAACAGCAGCUGUUUCAUAAGCCCUGGAUUCGGGAUUUUGACUGGAGUCGUAAGCUUGAGGAAGAGAUCAAGGACAAAGUGGCCACAUACAAACCUUUACCUGGACUGGACCUUCAGCAGGCGAGGAUUCUAUUGGUCGGACAGGUCGGGGCUGGAAAGUCGAGCUACUUCAACACCAUCAACUCCAUCUUCCGGGGACAUAUUAGUGCCCAGGCUAAUGCAGGCAGUGCUGAACAUAGUUUAACAACAUCUUACCGGAUAUACCAAGUGAGAGACGGAUAUGCUGGUAAACCUUUCAAAUUUAGGCUGUGUGACACACGUGGUCUUGAAGAGGAUCAGGGUCUUGAUGACCAUGAGGUUGGAUACCUACUGGAUGGUCACGUACCAGACAGAUACAAGUUUAACCCUGCGGUUCCACUAUCACCUGAUGCUUUAGGAUUUGUGAAAAGCCCAAUGUUGACAGAUAAAAUCCACUGUGUGGCUUUUGUGGUCGAUGGUAGUACUGUGGAUGUUAUUCCUGAGAAAGUAAUGGAGAGGGUCAAGGCCAUGCAGGUGCGAAUGAAUCAAAGAGGAAUACCACAAGUUGUGCUCUUGACAAAAAUAGACAGGAUCUGUGAGGAAAUCUCCGACGACGUCAGUAAAGUGUUCUUCAGUCCGGCGAUGAAAGAGAGUGUGGACAGGGUUGCCAUGGUGAUGGGUUUACCCCGGUCACACAUAUUACCUGUUAAGAACUACGAGUGUGAGGUAGAGCUUGAUCAGAACACCAACAUACUGUCACUUCUCAGCCUCCGACGAAUUCUACAUUUUGUGGAUGACUUCCUGUACAACAAACUGGACGAAAUCGAAGCUGACCAGUUGAAACAAGUUAAAAUCAGCGAAUGAAACCAAAUUUAAAGUGACGAUAUAUUUCCUAUGGUGCUUUUUUAGAAUUCAUCAAAAAUCAUUUCUAUAUGCAUAGCUUUGUAAACAUACCAUGUCAUUGUUUGUAUACCAUGUCAUUGUUUGUAUACCAUGUCAUUGUUUGUAUACCAUGUCAUUGUUUGUGUACCAUGUCAUUGUUUGUAUACCAUGUAU
This is a messenger RNA of Pecten maximus, 1711 nucleotides long. RefSeq names its product interferon-induced protein 44-like. NCBI's taxonomy places the organism in Eukaryota, Metazoa, Mollusca, Bivalvia, Pectinida, Pectinidae. The transcript has 7 exons. The record is from RefSeq and is a predicted model, not a curated record. The coding region runs from base 107 to 1519 and encodes 470 amino acids.